AUGGUCCUCUGUCGCACGCACAAAUUACACGCGUGUGUAUAUACGUAUGUAUGUAUGACGUCGAACGUGAGGAGGAUAAGAAACAAGAGAAUCCGUCGGGACCGUCGUCAUAUGACUCGUAAACACGUGCGUUUCUUUUUAUUCUGAUUACAUUUUAAUGGAUUAUAUAUUGAUUCUAUGAAUAGGGCCCCUGGAUGCAGCCUGAUGAACCCAAUGUGACCCAACGCACCCAAUAAAUAGAAUGGAGGGUCUUCGGUCUUCGACAGCGAAACUGCAUAAAAUGGCACCUCAAAAAACAAACUUAUUUUAGCAUUUUUGUAUUAAAUCAUCAUGAAUAGGGUACUUUGCAUCACUCCUGUGCAGCUCAUACCAAGAGAGUAAAAGAACCUUCAAUAGGUCACGUGACACGUUUAGCAAGUCUUUCAGAGGUUCUCUAGUGAAAACCACAAGGAAGAAAUAGAGUACGUGCAGGUUGAAAAGAAUGCUAGUCGAAGAAAAAGUGGAUCUUUCGAAGGAGAAUCAAACACAGAAUGGGGUGACUACGAAAGAGUCGAAAACGUAUUCCUUGGAAAUUCUGAAGAUAAUUAAGGAAGCGCAACAGCAGCAUGGGUUGAGACAUGGUGAUUAUCAACGAUAUCGCGGUUAUUGUUCGAGGAGGCUUAGAAGAUUGAGGAAGGUGUUGAAGGUGCCACAAGGUGACAGACGUCAUUUUAAGAGGAAGGACAUCACUGCGACUAUGGUCAGUGAGGAUAAAUUUCUGCAGGUACCUCUGAUAAUGGCCGAGCGCGCCUGGAGCUAUGCAAUGCAGCUGCGUCAGGAAUCUAACACAGAACCAAGGAAAAAGUUUCAUCUGAUAUCGAGACUCAAAAAGGCAGCUGCGUACUCCUUACAGCUGCAAGAUUUGAUAGAGAAUAUAAAUUGCGAUGCACGUACGAAACUGGAGGCUCAAGCGUACGUAGCCUGGAUAAACGGUUCCUUGCAAUUUGAACUGCAACUGUGGAAACAGGCCAUGGAGAACUUAAAGAAGGCACAGGUGGUAUAUGGUAAUUUAGCAUCCGCGUUACCAGAGUUGGAACAGGUCGUGUACAAGGCACGCGUUGAAGAAUUAGCGCCUAGUCUGAGAUACUGCGCCUAUAAUAUCGGAGACACUAGCGCUAUGGACGAUCUCAUGCAAAUGCGUGGACAAUUGAGUGGCGAAUUGAUGGCCAGCUUAGACUCUUUGAUAGCUCAGACACGGGAGAAACAAGCUAACGUCGAGGAAGUAACGUGGCGUGGGAAAUCUUGCGGUACGGUGCCGCCGCGAGCAGCUGGUUUAAUCAUCGCGGACUCCAGAUUGAACCAGGCUCUGGAAAGAGCCGCCACCAAUCAGGCGAAGAUUGAUCUGCUAGAGGCGCAUUUGAUAGACUGCAAGGAUGCUCUGUUGGCAGUGCGUGACCAUUUUAAGACCGAUCUGAAGAGUAAGGAGAAUGACAAGUGGUCACCGCCGCAGCAUCUGAUCAAUUAUCUGCAAUAUAUUCGACUGUCUCGCACAUUGGAGCGCAAUCUAAUGUUGGUGAAGGUAGCGGAUGAAUCGGAGAAAGCCAAGGCACAGGACAUAGUGCGCUUGUACGAAGCAGCGUUGCAUAAUCUCGUCGAGAUUUCUCAAUUGCAAGAUGACGCGGAAUUUUUGGAGGAGCAAGAGGCGAAGACAAAAUGUUACAGGGCCUUCAGGUGUUUCUACAUGGCUCAGAGCCUCACCAAUUUGCAUCGGUGGCGUGAGGCUAUGGCCUUGUAUCAAAGGUCACUACAGCAUGUCAAAGACGCAGUUAAAUAUGACAAAAUUCUUCCAACUGCGUUGAAAGAAGCCUUGCGCAAUUUAGAAACUUCCGUGGAAGUUGCACAGUAUGCCGCUCACGCUCAUAGCGUUCUGGAAGAUGAUCAGGAAGAAGAGAAUGGAACAAGUAAAUUUACAAAGAACAAGAAACCAUUGUACGAACGUUUACACGAAUACAGAGAGGAUCCGGCGCUUCUUACGAAGCAACCAAACGUUUAUAAACUGCCGCCGCCUAUGCGUAGUAUUCCCUGCAAACCUUUGUUCUUUGAUUUAGCUUUCAACAUGGUUGAGUUUCCCGAUUUGUCACACAAAAUGGGCGAUCAGGCUAAGAGAGGACAAGCUGGUCUUACUGGCUUCGUUAAGGGUCUUUGGGGCUGGGGAAACAAAUAAAUAUUAUAUAUACCAUAAAAAUUUGACAUGCAAAAGAAUUUUAGAUACGUUGUACAGACUAAAUAUUACGAUGUAUUGUAUACUAAUUCUACUGUGUCUGUACAGUAACCAUAUUGGUCCAAACGGCAUUUAAUUCUAAUACAAAUUGAAUCUGUUUUGAAUAAAUAUUAUCGAGGGAAAAAUAAAAUGGAAUACUUAACGUAUACUUGUUAUAGA
Messenger RNA from Solenopsis invicta (red fire ant), 2419 nucleotides. RefSeq names its product signal recognition particle subunit SRP68 (gene Srp68). The record is from RefSeq and is a predicted model, not a curated record. Gene Ontology annotation, biological process: SRP-dependent cotranslational protein targeting to membrane. Lineage: Eukaryota; Metazoa; Arthropoda; Insecta; Hymenoptera; Formicidae. Bases 482 to 2203 code for a protein of 573 amino acids. Gene Ontology annotation, cellular component: signal recognition particle, endoplasmic reticulum targeting. Gene Ontology annotation, molecular function: signal recognition particle binding; 7S RNA binding; endoplasmic reticulum signal sequence receptor activity. The transcript has 4 exons.